Molecule: messenger RNA, 1575 nt
Organism: Lathyrus sativus (Indian pea)
Lineage: Eukaryota; Viridiplantae; Streptophyta; Magnoliopsida; Fabales; Fabaceae
Source: the annotation of a GenBank genome assembly
AUGCCAAAAAUGGCAAGAAACAGUUUCACCACUUCACUUCUUCUCACUCUCACCAUCUUCAUCUCUUCUUCACACCAACCUCUAGCAUUGAAGCACAAACCACAAUUCUUCGGCAAAUUCGCAUCUUCAACCAACAACCACUCUCACUCACAUCAACAAUCUAAUUUCCACUACGAAACCAGAUUCUUCCAACAACAACUCGACCACUUCUCCUUCUCUAAAUCCCCCAAAUUUCCUCAACGCUACCUCAUCAACACCGAUAAUUGGGUCGCCGGAUCAGGUCCCAUUUUCCUCUACUGCGGUAAUGAAGGUGACAUUGUUUGGUUCGCUCAGAAUACUGGAUUUGUAUGGGAAAUCGCGCCUCAGUUUGGAGCUAUGGUUGUUUUUCCUGAACAUCGGUAUUAUGGUGAGUCUGUUCCUUUUGGAAGUAAAGAAGCAGCGUAUAAGAAUGCUUCCAUGUUAGGGUUUCUUAAUGCUGAGCAAGCUAUAGCUGAUUUCGCUGUUCUUAUUACUGAUCUGAAGCAUAAUCUGUCUGCCGAUGGUUGUCCGGUUGUUUUGUUUGGAGGAUCCUACGGUGGAAUGUUAGCAGCAUGGAUGAGACUCAAGUAUCCUCAUAUUGCUAUUGGAGCACUAGCAUCUUCAGCUCCAAUUCUUCAGUUUGAAGACAUUGUGCCACUAGAAACUUUCUAUGACAUUGUUUCCAAUGGUUUUAAGCGCGAAAGUUCCACUUGCUUUAACUAUAUAAAACAGUCAUGGGAUGAAAUAGAAUCUAAGGGUCAAACAAGUGAUGGCCUUGAUUUUCUGACCAAAACAUUCAACUUUUGUCAGAAAUUGAAGAGCACUGGAGAUUUAUUUGGUUGGUUGGAGUCUGCAUAUAGUUAUUUGGCAAUGGUUAACUACCCUUACCCUUCUGAGUUUAUGAUGCCUUUGCCUGGACACCCUAUCAAGGAGGUUUGCAGAAGGAUAGAUGGAGGCCCAGCUGGGACUAGUAUUCUGGAACGCAUAUAUGAAGGAGUGAAUGUCUACUACAAUUAUACUGGAGAAGCUAAGUGUUUUGAACUGGAUGAUGAUCCUCAUGGCCUGGGUGGUUGGGAGUGGCAGGCAUGUACUGAAAUGGUUAUGCCAAUGUCUUGUAGCAAAGAGUCCAGCAUGUAUCCACCAUAUGAGUAUAAUUACUCUGCUUUCGAGGAGGAUUGCUUCAAGAAAUUUGGAGUGAAGCCAAGGCCACAUUGGAUUACUACAGAAUUUGGAGGGCAUAAUAUCCAUAAAGUUUUGAAGAAUUUUGGAAGCAAUAUAAUUUUCUCAAAUGGCCUCUUGGAUCCAUGGAGUGGGGGCAGUGUUUUGCAGGAUAUUUCAGAAAGUAUUGUUUCUCUGGUCACCAAAGAAGGUGCACACCACAUAGAUUUACGUGCUUCAACUAAAAAUGAUCCUGAUUGGUUGGUUAAUCAAAGGGCCGCCGAGAUCAAACUAAUACAAGGGUGGAUCAGUGAAUAUUACCAGGACAGUCAAGCUGUUUAUGAAGUUAAAAUCCCAUCCUUACUAAGCAAAAUCUCAUCUUCACUAAGCAAAAUAUAG